Molecule: messenger RNA, 1812 nt
Organism: Mytilus trossulus (common blue mussel)
Lineage: Eukaryota; Metazoa; Mollusca; Bivalvia; Mytilida; Mytilidae
Exons: 3
Coding region: 124-1812 (562 amino acids)
Biological process (GO): DNA recombination; DNA integration
Molecular function (GO): DNA binding
Source: RefSeq, a predicted model, not a curated record
AAUGCAAUUAUUUUUAAACGAGUGUUUUCAUUGGCUGUUGUCGGUAGUCAAUUCCACAGUUGACCUGCCUCGGGAAUGUGUAUAUUACUACGCAGUCUUGCGCACUUGUUUAUUUUGUAAACAAUGGCUGACCCAGAUAUUGCCGAUACGUUCCAGUACAAUGAUGAAGACAAUGCAUUCCUAUUAAUCCCUUUAAUAUUGCCGCAAUUUGAACUGGAAGUAACAUAUCCAGACACAGCAUCAGAAGAUGAAGAGAAUGGGACAAACCAACAAACUAGGACUGCAGACAUCAGUCGUGAACCAGAUGAAGCAGACGAUGACCAUCUUGACCAAGUUGUGCUUGCCGAAGUUGAACCAAAUGAAGAUGAGGAUUUAUUGCAAGCCCUAGAACUUGUAGAAUCACAAAAUGAGACAAACCAGAUUGAAGAACCUGAAUUGGAGGAUGUUAAUAUUAUAUCAAAUGGAAGGUUUCCUGUUAUCAAUACAGAAGAGAAGGAGAAUAUUGUAGAUGACGCGAACAGCAAGUCCACAAAAAAACAGACUAAAUAUGGAGUUAAUAUUUUUAGACAGUGGUUAUUGGAAAGAGAAAAAAAUGUAGAUUUUGAGGAUCUUGACAUCACUAGUUUAGAUGCAACAUUGAGGGAAUUUUACGCCGAGGUCAGAAGUACGGAUGGCAAUUUUUAUUCAAAGAGUACAUUUGUUGGAAUAAGAGCCUCUAUCAACAGGCAUUUGAGGGCUCCCCCAUUUAAUAAAACCUAUGCAUUAAUGGACAAAUCAAGUUUUAGCAAAUCAAAUCAAAUGUUUUCAGCAAUGUUGAAGAAGCUUCAACGUGAGGGUUUAGACAAAGCUAAACAUCACCCUUUUAUAACUGAAGGAGAUUUGCAAAAGUUGAGAGAUUCAGACAUCUUGUCAAUCAAAACUCCCAAAGGUUUACAGAGAAAAGUUUGGUUUGAUAUGAUGAUAAGCUUUGGUCGUCGUGGUAGAGAAAAUCAAAGGCGAUUUACUAAAGAUACGUUAGAAAUUAAAACUGAUGACCGGGGCCAUGAAUUUGCCCAAUUUGCACAUAGUGAAACUACAAAAAAUCACCGUGGAGAUAUAGCCGAUGAUAAUUUUGAAAAAAAUCCAAGAAUGUACAGCACGUACAAACCUGACUGUCCUGUACAAACACUAAAGUCAUAUUUAUCCAAAAGAAAUCCUACUACCAAUGACUUCUUUCAACUGUCACGUCCAAAAGUGGAUUCAAAUGAUGAAAUAUGGUAUACUUCAAGACCUUUGGGGGAAAAAAUGUUAAAUAACAUGAUGAAGGACAUAUCAAAAGCUGCUAAUUUGUCACAAAUAUACACAAAUCAUUGUGUACGCGCCACUACUAUAAAUAUUUUGGCCCAUGCUGGUAUUGCAGAUAGAGAAAUUAUGAAAAUAACAGGUCAUAAAUGUGAAGCAAGUCUUUCUUCAUACCAUGCAGAUUCAUCAGACAAACAGAAGAGAAAAUAUUCAGCACUAUUACAAGGUGUUGAUGAAACACCUUCUUCUUCAACAGAUACUGUUAAGAUAUCUCAACCAGUUGAUGGAUCUACAAAUAUAUAUCCUUCAACAAGCAUAGGCGUUCGUUCAACAUCAGCAGUCGCGUGUAUGGAACAACCAUGUGCACCUUCCAAAGUCCCCCUGUCGGCCUCUCAGUCACAUUCCUACCACUUGAACAUGCUUCAAAACAAUGUUAACAACUUACCUCCGCUAUACAGCAAACAGUUUGAGAUCAACAACUCCACCGUUCAGAUUUACAACUACCAAUUGCCACAUUCUGCACCUCAGUAA